Alnus glutinosa is the source of this 3712-nucleotide messenger RNA. Its product is annotated as LRR receptor-like serine/threonine-protein kinase FLS2. Gene Ontology annotation, cellular component: plasma membrane. NCBI's taxonomy places the organism in Eukaryota, Viridiplantae, Streptophyta, Magnoliopsida, Fagales, Betulaceae. Gene Ontology annotation, molecular function: protein binding; ATP binding; protein kinase activity. Gene Ontology annotation, biological process: protein phosphorylation. Bases 59 to 3460 code for a protein of 1133 amino acids. The record is from RefSeq and is a predicted model, not a curated record. The transcript is spliced from 2 exons.
UAUAAAUGCAGCAUUCAAUACAACAGCAAAGCCACCAGUGUCUAGCAUUUCUGCAGCAAUGGUAUCUAAAAGAGUCAGUUUGAUUCUAGUCUUAGUCUGCUCUGUUCUAGCUACUGUUCUAUCAGAAGAAUCAAGCUUAGAAGUUCAGAUUGAAGCCUUGAAGGCUUUUAACAAUUCCAUCACAGAUGACCCUCUUGGAGCGCUUGCAGAUUGGACGCCCAGGAUCCACCACUGCAAUUGGUCUGGUAUUGCUUGUGACCCUUUAUCAAAUGUCAUUUCCAUUUCUCUGGUUGAUAAGCAGCUCAAAGGUGUAAUUACACCAUUUCUUGGAAACCUUUCAAGCCUCCAGGCUCUUGAUUUAACUUUGAACUCGUUCACCGGCCGCAUUCCAGCUCAGCUGGGACUUUGCUCUCAGCUCUCUGAGCUGACUCUCUUUGAAAAUUCUCUUUCAGGUCCAAUUCCAACAGAACUAGGAAACCUCAAAAAUCUGCAGUCAGUAGAUUUAGGUGAUAACUAUUUAAAUGGAAGCAUCCCUGAAAGCAUUUGCAACUGCACAUCAUUGUUAGCAUUUGGUGUCAUUUAUAACAAUCUCACAGGCACAAUCCCAUCAAACAUAGGCAAUUUAGCUAACCUUCAACUUUUUGUUUUGUAUGGGAACAAUUUGGUAGGUUCUAUACCUGUGUCCAUUGGGAGGUUGGAAUCUUUGCAAGCUUUACAACUAAGCCAAAACCAACUCUCUGGAGCAAUACCUCGACAGAUAGGGAACUUGUCAAAUUUAGAGUAUCUUAUCUUGUAUGAGAAUUCGCUAGUUGGGAGAAUACCCUCUGAACUAGGUCGCUGUAACAAGCUUGUAUAUCUUGAACUAAACAACAAUCAGUUCGCUGGAAGCAUUCCCAUUGAGCUUGGAAACUUAGUUCACCUAGAAAAGUUGCAGUUGUACAAGAAUAGGUUAAAUUCUACCAUUCCCGCCGCCUUGUUCCAAUUGAAAUCAUUAACCCAUCUAGGACUUUCACAGAAUGAGUUAACUGGAACAGUACCCUCUGAGCUAGGAUCACUGAGAUCAUUAGAAGCUUUGACCCUAGACUCAAAUAAGUUCACUGGGGAGAUUCCUUCGUCCUUGACAGACUUGACGAAUCUAACAUUGUUGUCCAUGAGUGUCAAUUUCCUCACGGGGAAGCUUCCAUCAGAUAUUGGAUCCCUUUACAAACUGAAGAACCUAACCAUGCACACCAACCUUCUAGAGGGAUCCAUUCCAGCUAGCAUCACCAAUUGCACCCAUCUUCUGAUCAUAAGCUUAUCUUUGAACAGAUUAACAGGCAAAAUUCCUCAGGGUUUGGGGCAGUUGCGAAAUCUUACUUUCAUAUCUCUUUCAUCCAAUAAACUUUUAGGAGAAAUCCCAGACGACCUCUUCAAUUGCUCGAAUCUUCGUACUUUAGAUUUGUCGCGGAACAAUUUUAGUGGAGUGCUGAAGCCUGGUAUUGGCAAACUUUCCAGUCUCCACAUUUUGCGAGCCCAUACAAAUUCAUUCGUAGGGUCAAUCCCACCUGAGAUUGGCAAUUUGAGUCAACUUAUCUCCUUAUCACUUGGAGACAAUAGUCUUUCAGGCCUUGUUCCAUCAGAAUUGUCUAAACUUUCUCUACUCCAAGGGCUGUACCUGAAUGGCAAUGCUCUAGAGGGUGCAAUACCUGAGGAAGUAUUUGAACUGAAACAGCUAAGCGAGCUCGCGUUGCAACACAACAGGUUCGAGGGUCCAAUUCCAGAUGGAGUUUCAAAACUCGAGCAGCUUUCAUAUUUAGACCUCCAUGGUAACAUGCUUAACGGGUCCAUUACAAGAAACAUGGAGCAUCUUAUUAAGCUGAUGACCUUGGAUCUCUCCCACAACCAUCUCACGGGAUCAAUUCCUGCAUCCGUGGUCGCAAGUAUGAAAAGCAUGCAGAUAUAUCUGAACUUCUCAUACAAUUUCUUGGCUGGAACUAUUCCAGAUGAGCUUGGCACGUUGCAAAUGGUACAGGCCAUUGACAUCUCAAACAAUAAUCUUUCGGGGAUCAUUCCCGAAACGCUUGGUGGCUGCAGAAAUUUGGUCUCUCUUGAUCUGUCAGGGAAUAAUUUAGAUGGUGGGCUCCCUGAAGAACUAGCAAGUCUGAAGCAGCUUAUCUCCCUUGACCUUUCUCAGAAUCAGUUGAAGGGCAUUAUCCCUGAGAGCUUUUCCAAUCUUUCUACCUUGAAACAUCUCAACCUUUCUUUCAAUCAUCUUGAAGGGCAUGUUCCAGAGUCGGGCAUAUUUAGACACAUGAACUCAUCUAAUUUGAUGGGCAACCCAGAUCUCUGUGGAAUUGAAUUCCUCAGGUCCUGCAGCAAGACGAGUUCACACCGGCUAUCCAAGAAGACCAUUUUAAUUCUUCUGGUACUUGGAUCUAUUUUUGUACUUCUAUUGCUAGUGAUAGCAAGUAUAAUCCUCAACCGGCGCACCCAGUUACGUAAAUCAGAAGGGGUUGAGCAUCCUGAAUCAGAUUACACUCCAGCAUUGACCCUCAAGAGGUUUGAACCGAACGAAUUAGAAAAUGCUACAGGUUUCUUCAGCGAAAACAACGUUAUCGGUGCCAGCAGUUUGAGCACUGUGUACAAAGGCCUACUGGAAGAUGGGCGGACCAUAGCUGUAAAAAAGUUGAAUUUGCAGCAGUUCUCUGAAGAAUCUGAUAAGUGCUUUAAUAGAGAGAUCAACACCCUGAGACAACUGAGGCAUAGGAAUUUGGUGAAGGUUCUUGGCUAUGCUUGGGAGAGUAGAAAACUGAAGGCUUUAGUUCUGGAAUACAUGGAGAAUGGGAACUUGGAUAGCAUUAUACAUGACCCUGAGGUGGACAAGUCAAGGUGGACAUUAUCUGAGAGACUCAAAGUUUUCAUUUCCAUUGCAAAUGGGUUGGAGUACUUGCAUUCUGGUUAUGGUUUCCCCAUCGUUCAUUGUGACAUGAAGCCUUCUAACAUCCUUCUGGAUGAAGACUGGGUGGCUCAUGUGAGCGACUUUGGAACAGCUCGAAUACUUGGUGUUCAUCUCCAAGAUGAAAGUAGCCUUUCGGCAUCAUCAGCAUUUGAAGGCACUAUUGGCUACUUGGCACCAGAGUUUGCGUACAUGACGAAAAUUACAACAAAAGUAGACAUAUUCAGCUUUGGUAUAAUAGUCAUGGAGUUUCUAACAAAACGAAGGCCAACGGGACUCACAGAUCAAAAGGAUGGGUUGCCUAUCAGUUUGCAUCAACUUGUGGAGAAAGCUCUUGCAAAUGGAACGAACGGUCUUCCUCAAAUUCUGGACCCUAUGCUGGUGCUGAAUAUCUCCAAGAAGCAUGAAGAAGUAUUGGAAGAGCUACUAAAACUAGCAUUGUUUUGCAGCCACCCAAAUCCUGAGGAUCGACCCGACAUAGAUGAAGUGUCGUCUGUCCUUUUGAAGCUAAGCAAGCGUAUAUAGUACCAAACUCUAUCCUAUUUUCCCCACUGAAGAUUAUGGCAAUGAGUUAUAACCAUACUUUGAUGCUGUCAUUGAGAAAGAAAAAAGUCUGCAGACUAAAUUGAUCGUGGGCCAGUGUGCCUAUAUUGGCAUCAUAGCUUGAUCUAUGAAAUAGUUUAUUUUGUUGGAAACCUUGAAGUUUGGUUGGCAGUGACAAUCAACUUCUCACUUACUGUUUUUCCAUUUCGUUUUACAAAGUUUUUGGUGCAUCAA